Molecule: messenger RNA, 1004 nt
Organism: Drosophila novamexicana
Lineage: Eukaryota; Metazoa; Arthropoda; Insecta; Diptera; Drosophilidae
Gene: Unc50
Product: protein unc-50 homolog
Exons: 3
Coding region: 66-893 (275 amino acids)
Cellular component (GO): Golgi membrane
Source: RefSeq, a predicted model, not a curated record
CUGUUCUUGCAGACAAAAAUGCAAGACGUUUACGUUUACAUAUUUAGUUUUUAAAAACACAAAAAAUGAGCCAAUAUAGUAACAUUAAGUACACGACAUCGCCAACGCCAUCCGUGGUGUCUGGCUAUUCGAGCGCAUCGCGUCUGCAUUCGCCUCUGCCGCCGCCCAUUGGAUAUCGCAAGGAUUGCCUCUCGGCAACAUCAAAAAGCUACAAAUAUCUGCGGCGGCUGCUCAAAUUCAAUCAAAUGGACUUUGAAUUUGCAUUCUGGCAAAUGAUCUACUUGUUUAUAGCGCCACAAAAGGUGUAUAGAAAUUUUAACUACAGGAAGCAAACCAAAUCUCAAUUUGCCCGCGACGAUCCCGCAUUUCUGGUUCUGCUGGUCAUUUGUCUAUGUGUUACCUCUCUGGGCUUUGCAUAUGUACUGGGCCUGUCCAUUUGGCAAAGCAUUUCCUUUAUUUUCUAUGUGGUUUUCGUCGAUUGCAUAUUUGCUGGCAUCAUAAUUGCAUCAUUCUUUUGGGUGGUUUCCAACCGUUACUUGCGCACCAAUAAUCUGGAGCCGGACAUUGAGUGGGGCUAUGCAUUUGAUGUCCAUCUGAACGCCUUCUUUCCGCCGCUGAUGCUAUUGCAUUUCAUACAGCUGUUCUUUUACAAUUGGCUUAUAAGCCAGACUUGGUUCAUAUCACGAUUCCUGGGCAACUCCUUUUGGCUGAUGGGCAUGGGGUAUUAUGUGUACAUCACUUUCCUGGGCUACAACUGUAUUCCACAUUUGAAGAAUACGCGCCUCAUACUCAUUGCGCUGCCCAUUAUCUUUCUCUUAUAUCUUGUCGUUACUAUCAUAGGCUGGAAUGCAACAAUUUCGUUUGUAAACUUCUAUAAAUAUCGCGUCUAUUGAUGAUUCAAGUGACGUGGAAUGUAAAUUAUUUUGCUUCUUAGCUGCUAGGCGCUCCCUACAAUAAUGACUUAUAAUACUAACUACUCUAGCAUAAUCCAUGUUAAUAUAUAU